Molecule: messenger RNA, 13908 nt
Organism: Cephus cinctus (wheat stem sawfly)
Lineage: Eukaryota; Metazoa; Arthropoda; Insecta; Hymenoptera; Cephidae
Product: dystrophin, isoforms A/C/F/G/H
Exons: 56
Coding region: 564-13163 (4199 amino acids)
Biological process (GO): synaptic signaling
Cellular component (GO): plasma membrane
Molecular function (GO): zinc ion binding; protein binding
Source: RefSeq, a predicted model, not a curated record
AGUUCGUUCGAUGCUCGGUUAGCCGGCGUUCGAGACUCGCCAGUCGUUCGAUACGCGUUGUUCUUGCUCGUGGUUACAUCGUCUUUUAUUCUUGUGUUUUCAAAACGAUCAUUCUUUUAGCUUGUGACGUCGUAAGUUCUUCAGUGGCGUAUCGGGAUGUCGUGUGACCUUGGGUGAUCUGUGAGAGGGAAGUUUUAACGUUCGUUGGAUAGUACAGAGUCAAAAAAAUAAUAGGCAGAGUGCAGCUAGUGAAACGGAUAACGUGUAGCAACCGGUAACGAGCGUCAGUGAAAAUUCUUGACAGUGCAAAUCAACAAGUGUGUCCUGGGAGCGGUUGUGAGGUGCCAUUGUGAAUAUGUUAGAGAGCGUGAUUCUAACCUAAGUUUCUUUCGGGUGACGAGCUAUUAUUUUAAAGCUAUAUCUAUGCUGACAGUGGCAGAGUUUCUGUGUCUCUUAAUAAAAUCGUAUGCCGGUCGUCUGUAAUCGGAACCAAUGUGAAUUAUUUCAUCGGGUAUCCUUGGAUAUUACGUCGACGUUCCGCUGCUGCGUCUCGACGUUCCAAGAUGGAAGUCGUCUAUAUAGACGAACGGGAAGAUGUGCAGAAGAAAACUUUCGCCAAAUGGAUAAACUCCCAGCUACUCAAGAAUCAUCACGAACCAAUCGCAGAUCUCUUUGUCGAUCUGAGAGAUGGAAACCGUCUUCUCUCGCUACUGGAAGUCCUCACUUCUAAAGCAUACAAAAGGGAACGCGGUCGGAUGCGAGUUCAUCAUUUGAAUAACGUUAACAAGGCAUUGCAAAUUCUCGAACAGAACAACGUGAAACUCGUCAAUAUCAGCAGCAACGAUAUCGUCGACGGCAAUCCGAAAUUAACGUUGGGUCUGGUCUGGAGCAUUAUUCUUCAUUGGCAGGUUCAUUACCAUCUGAAGGACCUGAUGACGGAAUUGCAACAGACAAAUUUGGAAAAAACCCUUCUAGCCUGGUGUCGUCAAAAUUCUCAGAAUUAUCCCGGUGUUGAUAUUAAGAACUUCACCACGUCGUGGUCUGAUGGGUUAGCCUUCAACGCUCUUCUUCACAGAUGGAAACCGCACCUGUUUGACUUCAACAACGUCGCUCGUAAACAUCCUAACGCUAGGCUCGAUCAUGCUUUCCGUCUUGCCCAGGAACAUCUUAAUAUCGAGAGACUUCUCGAUCCAGAGGAUGUUAAUACGUCGGUGCCAGAUAAGAAGUCAAUAAUGAUGUACGUCAUGUGCCUCUUUCAAUCCUUGCCGCAUUCUGGAGAUGACGUUGGUGAUAUAGCUCUUUCCGUAGCUAGUGAUUCCAGUCCUGUAACGACGCCUGGAGUAGAGAGCUCUUUGUCGUUCGCAAAUUUCGGUAUGCCGAGCUCGCGACCUAUGAGUCUUGCCACUAAUGUCUCAGUGGAGCUUGGUGGUUACCAAGUUGCCCUGGAGGACGUACUAACAUGGCUUUUGGAAGCGGAGGAUAAAUUAAACCACGCUCCGGAACCUGGCGCUACUUUGGAUACAUUGAAGCAACAAUUUCACGAGCACGAAACCUUUUUAAUGGAACUGUCACGGCAUCAGGAUGGAGUUGGCGCUGUCUUAGAGGAAGGGGCGCGACUACUUGCCGAGGGGGGUUUGCAAAAGGAUGAAGAGCACGAAGUUCGUGUUCAGAUGUCCUUGCUUAAUUCUCGGUGGGAAGGACUUAGGAUGCGUGCCAUGGAGAGACAGUCUCGAAUACACGAGGUUCUGAUGGAGAUGCAACAGAGCCAGCUGGACUCGCUUAGGCAGUGGCUAACGAAAACUGAGGAUAGAAUUUCGCAUAUGGCAGCUGUUGAGCUUAAUCAAUCAGGAUUGGAUGAUCAGAUGAAUCAAUUGAAUGAACUGGAGAAAGAUAUAGAGCAGCAGCAACACAUUGUGGAUGGUUUGCGGAACAUGGUUGUUGUGGUCGACGAAGAGAACUCCGAAGCUGUUUAUGCCCAGAUGGAAGAUCAGCUGUCCGCCUUGGGCGAACGUUGGACGCAUAUUUGCCAGUGGAAGGAGGAGAGGGGUCAACGCCUCCAAUCGUUAGCCUCACUGUGGAAGGAUUUAAUGGAAGAUUAUAAGAAAUUGGUAACCUGGCUCAACGAGACGGAAAUUACUUUAAAGCAAAUGGAAGCGAACCCCGCUUCCGAGAUUGGCGAAGUUCUUGAGCGAAUAAAGAAGCUGCAGAAGCUUAAGAUAGAAAUGGACUUUAAUCAUCAGAAGUUAACGACACUGCAGAGAUCUAUCCAGGAAUUGGAGGAUAAGGGCACUUCCUCAGAGUAUGCAAGCAUAUUAGAGAAAAUUGAGAAUCUGCAAGAUCAAUGGGAUGCUGUUGGUCAGAUUAUGGAAGUACAGAGUCAGAGGAUAUCGAGUUCUGGAUUCGAAUUUGAUUUGAAACCUCUUACUGAAACGAGAGUCACCGGCAACGAAUGGAUGUCUGAGACCGUCACCAGGAUCGCCUACAAGGAAGAAAUUGCAGCUGCGACCUCUCCGCAUAGCGACUCCAAGAAACGUCGCAUUGCCAGUACGACAAGACAGGAAUUCGAUACGGCAUUAGUUAAUUUAUAUAAGUGGCUAGACUAUAUUGAUUUAGAGAUUGGUCGAUCCGAAGGUGUUUUCGAUGAACUGAGCGUGGAGGAGAAAAAAGUUGUUUAUGAGGAUAGUUUGGCCGACGUGGAAUCGCACAAAGCUGAAUACGAAAAAGUUCUUCAACUAGGAAAGCAAUUGAUUGAUGAAAUUAAGCAGGAAAACGAAUCGGCCGAAGAAGAGGAGCAGAAAGUUCGCGAUCUUAUGCAUUGCUGGAAUGCCAGAAAUAACCGACUUCAAGAGAUUAAAGAACGAAUAGAUUUCUUAAUGAACCUUAAAAAAUUCCACACGGAUCUAGCAAGUUUGCGUUUAAUGCUAGAUGGUUACUUGAAAUGGUUCGAUGGAAAUCAAAAGAAUACCCAAAUAGAGAUAUUCAGAGUAAAGAUGAAGUCAAUGAAUUCCCACGAAGAUCGCAUGAGGAAAUUAAUAAGUAAAGGACAGGAAUUAAUGGAAAAUCCAGCUGCUGGAGAAGACAGUGGUGCCGUUGAUGCUGAUAUAAAGAAACUCAUUUCUAGCUGGGAUGAGUUGUUGAAAAAGCUCUCGGAUAGACUCACGGAAUUAAACAAUGCUAUUGACAAAACACCACCUAAAAAGUACAUUGAUACAAUGGCCGCUCUUGUGUCAUUCAUAAAUAACGUAGAAGGCGUUCUGCUCUCCGAGCAUGCAAUUAUGUCUGAUGAGAAGACAAUGGAGGAACAGCUCAGGAAGUUUAAGCAACUUCAAAAUUCUUUAAAGGAACAUCAGGAUAACUUCAGUUACGUUAACAGUACAGGUCAGGAACUAAUUGCAAAGAUGAAUACUGACCCUCAAGCGCAGAGACUCAGAGAGGAAUUGCAAGAUCUAAAUACGAAAUGGAGCGACAUUCCAAUAAUUCUUGAAGAGAGGCAACAAAAAUUAAUAAAAGAUAUUGAUUCUCUGAAAGAGUUCAAUGACGAACUCAAAAGCUUGGAAAACUGGUUAGAAGAAUCUACAAGAUAUCUUGAGGAAGUAUCUGAAGAUGCUCUCGUUAACGACGUGAAGACAACGGAAUUUAAGCUCGAGCAAAUUCGCAAACUUUCCAAUGAAAUAAACAAGACCAAGCCACGGAUUGAGAGUUUGCAAACAUCCACGAAUAGACUGCUCGAGAACUCCGAGCCAAAGUUCGCGAAUAUUUUGAACGAUAAACUCGAGGCUAUAUCCCAUAAAUGGCACGGAGUUGUUGAUGGUACGAAAAUUCAAGGUGAUAAAUACGAAAACGCUCUCAGGAAGAACGACGAGAUCAUUAAUGGAAUUGAUGACUUCACAAAGUGGCUGGCAGGUUUGGAAAAGGAAAUACCAGCUGAGUCUAAGAUAACUUCUUCCGUGGAACUGUUUCAAGUUCGUGGUCGUUAUCAGAUACUUAAAGACAAGGUCGAUAAACGCGUGGAGGAGUUUCGAAAUCUCAAUGAGAUGGGGAAUGAUAAAUUGUUAAGCUCCGAGGGAUCUUCCGUACAAGAACUUGGACGACGAUUUACCUAUUUGAAUGCAAGAUGGACGGAUGUCACGGAUCGUAUUUAUGAGCGAUACAGGCAGCUUCAGAACGCGAGUCACGAAUAUGGAGAAUUUCGAGCUUUAGUUGCCCAGGAAAGUGAUUGGCUGGAUAAGCUUGAUAAAAGAUUGAAAAAGUCAACGAAGAGUGCAGCCGAUGCUGAAGAAAUUUCAGAGGAACUGGACGAUCUAGAAAAUUACGUGCGAAAUCAUCUAGAAUCUCGAUUCUCAAAAAUCCAAGAAAUUGGUAAACAACUCGUGGAAAACGACAUAAUGACACAAUCCAUUCAAACAGACGUAGAGGCUUUAACAAGUCGGUGGGAAAAUUUAAAUAAAAAGGCCGGGGAACGGGCGAAGCUGUUGGAAGGAUCAGUGAAGCAAGCUCAACAAUCCGAAGGGCGCAUACUAGCUCUUCAACAUUCCUUAACGCAAGUAGACUCCGUACUAACUGCACGUCUUGACUGCGACCUCACUGCUGACGAUUUGCCACAUGACUACCAGAAAUUAAUGGAGGAGAUGGAAAACCAGCAGAGUACUCUUCAAGAAAUGGCAGCUCAGGUCGAAGCUUACAAGGCUGCUGGGAAGAAUGAAGCUGCUGUUAGAUUGCAGGAACAAACGUCAUUGAUUGAACAAAAGUUUAAUGAGGUUCAAAGGAAGUUCCAGCGUUUCCGCUGUCCUACCAAUCUUGAGCCCAGACUGUCCAGGGCCCUUAGAGAACUUAGAGGUAUUGAGGAAGCUACGUGUUUGUUGGAACUGUCGUCUGAGGAUCCCGAGGCUAUUGAAGGCCAACUCAAACAUUGUUUGCGAUUUUAUCAGACGCUGAGUGAAAUUAAAAGUGAAAUUGAGAGCAUCAUCGUAACUGGCAGAAUGUUGGUUGAAGAUAGGAACGUUCCCGAGCCAGAAAAGUUUUCGAAACGCAUCGACACACUCAAGGAAUUGUAUAAUAAACUCGGACUGCAAAUAACAGAAUCGAAAUCUACUUUGGAAUCUGCAUUGGAGUUAUCUCGUGACAUUUAUAAACACAUGACGUAUAUUAACAUGUCUGUGGACAGUAUAAAUAAGGAAUUGGAUACACAGAAGAAUAUGCCUGAUUUACCAGUGAACGCGAUAUACGUAACAGAAACUCUAAUGGAAGUCAUUCCGCGUUUGAACGUUGUAAGAGAUAAAUUAUUCCGUUCUCAAGAUGAGUUUUCAAAACUAUGUGAUCCAAUGUAUCUGGAGCAGCUGAAGGAAAGGAUAUCCGAUGUAAUGACUCGAUUAGCAAAUACCGAAAGAAGAUUGCGACUCUGCAGUGGGUCAGAGGAUGAGCCUAAUGUCGAUGAAAUAAAUGCGUGGUUGAUGCAAACCGAAGAGAAAUUAAAUAAGCUGGAUGCUGUUCCGAUGGACCAAUUGAAUGAGCAACAUUUUGAAGAAUGCAAGGCUAUACAGAGUGAAAUGAAAGAGACAAAACCAAAAGUCACCCAGCUCCAACGUUUCUCAUUUUAUCCAAAAGUUGCGGAGGUUUGCGACAAGUGGGAGGAUAUUUCCAACAGAAUACAAGAAUGGAUACACAAGAUCACUGAUAGUUUAUUGAUUAAGAGUAAGGCAGGUGAUACGAAGGGGAGAGACACUCUGGGGCAGAACAGAUUGCCUAAAGAGAUAAAUCAUGACACGCAGUUCCUUCGUAAGAAAGAAAUGAAACUAGUAGACGAGGAUGAAGAGAUGUAUGGAAUAGGCUAUCUAAAUCCUGCCUUCGAUGAUAAUCAGGCCACUGCUCCCGUAACCCCUGAAAGUUCACCAAUAGAUAUCCCACUUCGAAGUCGCAAGUCUUCUGCAAAGACAGAGAAAGCCAAAGCCAGGCUGAUUGACGCUAGCAGAACAGUCAGAAGAAGAUUAGACAUGAGUUCGAUACCUGACGUGGUGCAGACGUCUCAGCCACAGGCAUUCACUUCGGAUGAAGAAUCCUCUUCCUCGCCGCCAUCCGACAGAGAUCCUCGUCCCGCAGACGACGACGAAGAAUUCUUCCUAGCCAAGAAUAGCAAACUGUUCUCUCAGGUCUCUACGAACACAUUAACUGCGACGGACGCGAAGCCUAUCAAACUGGUCCGGGCGCAGCCCAAUUCAUUUCACGUUGUUGAAGUGAAGGAAAUGGAGAUCGUCAAGUCGGUGGCAUCGCCUGAAGAUCACGUGGUCCUGCCGAGUGCCAAUGUCAGUGUAGAGCAAAUGCCUCAGGUUGUCGAGAGAGUUGAGAUCAUAGAGGAUACGGAAACCGAACCGGAGUCUCUUGAUACGGAUUCCGAGGAACGCGAGAACAGAGUCAAGAUGUUGGGAUUGUCUGGUCACUGCAGUCCCGUAGUGAAGAAGAAGGAACUGAUUCCUAUAUUAAAAAAGAAGAGAGCAUCAGACCAGGCUGCUGUGAAGAACACCAAGAAGCUGACUCUGAAGUUGGAUAUUGGAGAUGGAAACGCCGAUCUGUCGAAAUUCUUGGAUGAGGCUCUGAAAGCACCGCCUAGGGUUUUGGUAUCUGGAUUCAAAGCUUCACGUAUGGUCACCGCGACGCCACCCUCGACGCCAUCCCAGGAAUCAGCCUCGGUUAGUUUGCAAAUUAUAGAUAGAGUUGACAAGACUGAGAGAACUGCUGUAACAACUUGGAAGGACACUGAGAGCGUUGCUGAAUAUUUGAUACUGGAUGACAAUCAGCCGCACCCCAGUCAACAGGAUGCCGUUAGUGAGAAAUCUGAGGUUGGCUCAUAUACUGGUACCAGGAGGAAACAGCCGGAGAAAUCUGUCGAAGCGAAGGAAGUGACCUUCUCUGGGGAUAUUCAGUUUUCUGAAACUUACGAAAUCGCUUGUAAUAUGCGCUCGAACGAGAGUAGACAGUAUCGAAAAUCACCGUUGCCAAAGAGAAUGAGGAGUUUGUCAUCUGACGAUACUUUUGAAGAUUGUGACAGUUUUUAUGGAAGUGACAAGGAGACUGAUGACCCUGUCAUUUUUUCGGACGAUACCGAGAUCGAUGUUGGUAGCUCCAGCUCGGAGGGCGAGGACGCUAGCUUAGGAGAACAUGUUGAACACCUCUUGGACAAGAUAAAAACAGAAAGACCUAUGAAAUUCGCAACGCGAAAAACCGAAGCUAAUCAAGCACUUAGCGAUGCGGGAUCAUCUCGAGCGCAGGGUAGUCCAUCCAGAGCGGGACUAGAAAGAGAGAUCAUUGACUUUGAGCAAGCCGCUCAAUUGAUGCUGCGCAGAAUGGACGUGAUGCUGAUGACUCUAAAUGGAGUGGGAAAUGAGAAAAAUCCUGUCAGACGUCUCGAGAUUCUCAAAGACGAAGUAAGCUGUUUAAAACCCGAUGCCGCCAGCUUGAUAAGCAAAGGCGAUGGUUUAGUUAUGACUGUUCAUAUGACCGAUCCCGUGCGUGCUGAGAAGAUCAAGAACGAACAUCAUGAUAAACUGAGGAGCAAAUUGCAUCAAGUGAUGUCGGAAGCUGAGGCACGACGGCAGCAGGCACAAAAAUCUGACGAGAUGCUGAGGCAGUAUAACAAGCUGGUCACAGAAUUUGAAACCUGGUUCGUCGACGUUCCGUUAAAAUUGGAGCAGGCCAAUAAUUACGAAGGUCAAUUGGAAUUAUUUACUGAGGAGUUCGAUGCGAAACAAGAGCAAAUACGUAAAUUGAACGAAUUAGGGAGCGAGUUGAAGAAGCUAAAUAUUGGGCACUCUGAUCUUGUACGUUAUAGUAUCAACAGUAGAUGGCAAGAGAUAAGCUCGCAGUUCAAGAGAUUUAGUGGCAGUAAGGACAAAGAGAAGCACGUCACUGAUAAAAAGAUGGAAUUGGAUAUUGGUGGAAUGACGACCCAGGAUUUCGUCACAAGAGUAAAUAAGUUGAGAGAAGCAAUAUCAACAAUAUCACGAUCGUUAAAUUCGACUCCAUUAAACGGGAAGGAUUACGAACUGUUUCCAAGUCAAGAGGAGUGCUUAAAGAAGAUAAGCAAUGCUUUGAACAUACUAAAGCCAAGCGUCGAGGAGAUAGGCUACGUUUGUGAAACUCUUGUACGACAAUCUCGAAGAGACCAAGCCGAUCACAUGCGUCGCAUGGUGGAGAAAUUAAAAGACGAAUGGUUAAAUGUAAAUCACAAGAAUACAGAGCGAUAUAAUCGCUGGACAAAGUGUCAUGAGAAUUGGAAGGAACUUCACAAUGCAUGCUGGUCGUUCUCCGAGUGGCUAGAAAAGACGGAAGAGGCAUUUAAGAAAAUAAACAGUGCGGGACCCUCGAAGGGAUCUAAGACAAAAGUUUCAGAAUUAGAACAAGAGGUAUCUAGAAUGCAACGUAUCAUAAAUGCCAUCACAGCUCAAAACGCUGAGAUCCUGAAUCGAUCGUCACCCGAGGACGUUGCAGAUUUACAAAAAAUUGUAGAAAAUCUAAGGCGUCGCUGGCAGCACUUGAUAAACGAGUUAAACGCGCGGAAGGAACGGAAUCUCGCCAUGGAGAAGAAAGUUAAUAACGACGACAGAGUAUUGGAUGCUGCGUACAACAUCAUCGAUCAAGUUAAUUCUUUACGGGCUUCCACAGCUAAUCCGUCAGAUGACACUUCACUCUCAAUAAGACUGUCAAUGAUUAAGGCAAAAGAAGAAGAGUUGAUCUCGCGUAGAAGAAGCAUGGAGGCGCUACGCAAUCAACAUAAUAUUUCACGUAGCGAGGAAGACUACAAUAAGAUUUUCAUCGACAUGGAGAAGGCCGGCACAAAUCUUUCAUCUCAUCGUGAGUACGUCGAAAAUAAGCUCGCGUCCCUGAAGAAAUACGUACACAGUUUGGACACUGUGAUGACGUGGGUCAUGGAAACUCGCACGAGGCUUAAUAUUUCUCGUGAAUUACCACAGCAGGAACGAACUAAAGUCAUCGAUAAUAUCAUGGUCGCUGUAAUGGAUCGUGAGAUGGAAGUGAAGGAUGUUCUUGAAAAUUAUACCAACAUAGAGAAAGAGUGCGAAUCAGCAAAGCAGCCAAUAUCCGUUGAGCUCCAGGAAAAGUUAAAGAAGUUACGCGAAGACUGGCAGUUUGUGAAGAAUCGUGGUGAACCACCGGAAAUUGAGGCAUCGUCAGCUGGAGCGUCCGCGUCGAAAGUGCAGAGAGAAGUGGAAAGGAGCGCAGGGGCGGCUACGUCGGUGGGUGCAGCUGCGGGGAGCCCUCGAGGCUCAGCACCCUCUCCUGCACCCUCGACGACAUCCUCAACCCCCGUCGUAACUAGCCCUUCGGCUUCGUUCUCUUCAGCGUCUUCUUCACCUUCACCCACUUCAGCGCCUUCGACUCUUGUCGCGGGCCUUGAUAAAUCUGUGCUUCAGAUACGCGAUUGGCUCACCGUCGAAGAAGAGAUGCUGCGACAACAGGCCGUCGUCGUCGGCGACAUCGACGAGAUCCUUCAGCUUCUCGAUAAGCAGAAGAAUGUGCUGCGCGAGUUGGAGCAGAAGAAACCACAAUUGGAUGAGCUGGUUCACACCGCAGAAAAUCUUCGCGCCGAUACCAACCGACAGCAGCUACACGGCAAGGUGUCAUCCCUCUUCGACGACACGUGUUCACGGAACUUUUUAUAUAUACGGAUCUGUUUGAAAGUCACCAAGCUGAGGGAACACUGGGACGAGGCAAACUCAAAGGUGAUGCAAAGAAAAACUCAAUUGGACGCCAUGCUCGGCGAUAGUCAACGAUACGAAGCUAAAAGAAACGAGGUGGAAGUCUGGUUGGCACGAAUGGAAACUCGACUCGAGAGGAUGCGUGCUGUCGGCCACACAGCUGACGUCCUGGAGGCUCAGCUACGGGAGCAAAAGUCCUUCCACGCCGAGUUACAUCAGUACAAGCAUCAGAUAGAACUAUUCAAUCAACUCACGCAGAAGCUCAUAGCUGUUUACCAGCAGGACGAUACUACGAGAGUCAAGAAAAUGACUGAAACAAUCAAUCAGAGAUACAACAAUCUAAACACAAGUAUCAUCAAUCGAGGGAAACUACUGCACUCGGCAAUGAACUCCCUCCAUAACUUCGACCGGUCUCUGGACAAGUUCCUGGCUUGGUUGAGCGAAGCUGAGUCUUCAAUGGAGGGAUUGGAAGCGGAAGCCGAUCGACUAGGUGGACGACGGGACCAAGGUGCACUCAGACGGCCACAACAUCAGCUUAAGGUACGUAAUAUGACUCUCCUAUCUAAUACGAUCUUCCUGGACGAUCACGAUCUACAAUCAGAAAUCGAGACUCAUCGUGACGUAUACGCAUCACUGAAUGGUACGGGACGUAAAUUAUUGAGCUCCUUGGCCAGUCAGGAUGACGCCGUUAUGCUGCAGCGUCGUCUGGAUGAGAUGAACCAGAGAUGGCAUCAUCUCAAGGCGAAAAGCAUGGCUAUCAGAAAUCGACUGGAAAGCAACACGGAACACUGGAACGCUCUUUUGCUGUCACUACGAGAACUCAUAGAAUGGGUUAUCAGAAAGGAUACGGAAUUAACAGGAUUAGGACCCGUUUGCGGGGACAUAGCGGCUCUGCAGAAACAGCAGGACGAUCAUCGCGGCUUCAGAAGACAGCUAGAAGACAAACGACCAGUCGUUGAAAAUAAUUUACUAAGUGGUCGUCAAUACAUUGCCAACGAACCACCUCUUUCGGACACUUCCGACUCAGAAGCCGGCAGAGAACUCGACGGCGACUCGAGGGGUUAUAGAAGCGCCGAGGAACAGGCACGAGAAUUGACCCGCAGCAUCCGCAGAGAAGUGAACAAACUGUCCGAGCAAUGGAACGCGCUGAUCGAACGUAGCGAUGCGUGGAAGCGAAAACUCGACGACACUACAAACAAAAUGUGUGUCUUCCAAAAGUCCCUAGAGGACUUAUCGUCCCGAAUGGCAGCAGCUGAGUCUUUUCAAAGUGGCUGGCAGAAUCCUGGCGACACUUCCGAAGCCACGGAAAUGCUGGAGCAGCUGCAGAAAUUUGGUGAACGACUUGGACCCAUUCAGAGGAACAUCGAGGACGCUAAUGAUCAAGCGAGCGUCUUUGCCUCCAGCAACGUCAUCGUCUCGCAUGCUCUACUCGCCAAACUUGAAGAUCUCAACACCAGGUGGAAGGUGCUCCAAGUAGCAGUCGACGAACGUUACAAGUUGUUGAGCGGAUUCGGAAAAGAUGGCAGCACUCCGGGUAGUCAGGCUUUCCUCGCAGGCAGCGUAGAACCGCCAUGGGAGAGAGCACUCACACCCGCCAAAGUGCCUUACUACAUCAACCAUCAGUUGGAAACAACGCAUUGGGAUCAUCCAAAGAUGAUUGAAUUGAUGUCCUCGCUGGCCGAUCUCAACGAAGUACGUUUCUCUGCGUACAGAACUGCUAUGAAGCUGCGUACUGUGCAGAAGAGAUUAUGCUUGGAUCUGUUAAGCCUCUCUUCUGCGCUGGAGCAGUUCGACUCGCAUGGCUUAAGAGCCCAGAAUGACAAACUCAUCGACAUACCGGAUAUGAUAACGGUACUCACGUCUUUGUACGAAGUUAUCGCUGCGGAUAAUCCAACACAAGUGUCCGUACCGCUCUGCAUAGAUUUAGCCAUUAAUUGGCUCCUCAAUGUAUAUGAUAGGUACGCUAGUCAACGAACCGGCCAGAUCAGGGUGCUGUCAUUCAAAGUUGGUCUUGUUCUUCUAUGCAAGGGUCAUCUGGAGGAGAAGUACCGAUAUUUGUUCAGAUUGAUUGCGGAUCCUAACAGAAUGGUGGAUCAACGUAAGUUGGGUCUCUUGUUGCAUGAUUGUAUUCAGGUACCAAGACAAUUGGGUGAAGUCGCAGCAUUCGGUGGUUCUAAUAUUGAACCAAGUGUCAGAAGCUGUUUUGAGAAAGCAGGAAAGGAUAAGAAUGAAAUCGAAGCUGUACACUUUUUAAGUUGGUUGCAACAAGAGCCACAGAGUAUGGUGUGGCUGCCUGUGCUUCAUAGAUUGUCUGCAGCUGAAAGUGCCAAACACCAGGCCAAAUGUAACAUCUGUAAAGAAUAUCCCAUCAUUGGCUUCAGAUAUCGCUGUCUUAAAUGCUUCAACUUUGACAUGUGUCAAAAUUGUUUCUUCUCUGGACGUAAAGCAAAGAAUCAUAAGUUAACGCACCCUAUGCAAGAAUACUGCACAGCGACCACGUCAGGCGAGGAUGUCCGAGACUUCACCAGAGCAUUACGUAAUAAAUUCAAGUCUAAACGAUACUUCAAGAAGCAUCCAAGGGUCGGCUAUCUACCAGUGCAAACCGUUUUGGAGGGUGAUGCUCUUGAGAGUCCAGCACCAUCUCCACAGCACAGCUCACUCAGUCAGGAUAUGCAUUCUCGCUUAGAGAUGUACGCAUCGCGAUUAGCAGAAGUCGAAUUAUCACGUACAAGAAGUAAUUCGACGCCGGACAGCGAUGACGAGCACCAGUUAAUAGCGCACUACUGUCAGAGCCUGAACGGCGGCGAUAACGUCAAUGUACCGAGAAGUCCGGUACAAGUGAUGGCUGCGAUAGACGCAGAGCAGAGAGAAGAGCUCGAGGCGAUGAUCCGUGAACUCGAGGAAGAGAAUGCGACGCUCCAGGCCGAGUACGAGAGAUUGCGAUCAAAACAGACGCCAGGAUCUACACCAGAGGAUGGUCAUGGUACAAGGCAACCUGAUUGCGAUAUGAUAGCUGAAGCCAAACUUCUCAGACAGCAUAAAGGCAGACUGGAAGCACGUAUGCAAAUACUAGAGGAUCACAACCGUCAGUUGGAAGCGCAACUGCAAAGGCUUCGACAACUGUUGGAUGAGCCGAAUGCGUGCUCUCCAUCGAAGACGGGAACGCUUCAGACACGAAGUGUCACAGCGUCUCAGUUGGCGACGGAUUCACCAGCUAAAAUGAAUGGCCAUUAUCACGAUUCGCCAGGUGGUGGCGGUGGCUCGGGUGAUGGCAGAGUAAGCAGCUUGGAGAGGCCUCCUCCUCCGCCUCAUUCACACAGUGUAGCUCACAAUGUGGGCAACCUCUUGCAUAUGGCAGGAGACUUGGGUAAAGCCGUCGGUGAACUAGUGACGGUUAUGACUGAAGAUGCAUCGAAAACAAAUGGACAAAGAGCACCUCCGCCAGCUUUUAAGUAACAGAAUACAAAAAGAAAGAAACAUAAUAUCUUUGUGCGCCCGCGUCGUGGCCGCGGAUUAUCAUGCUUUACGAUUGGAAUCAUAUACUUAAUUAAUACGAAUAUAAACUUAAUCGUAAUCCAAGACCAAGAACAAGUCUGGCACUAACGCAUAUCAGAGACAGAAACAUGGCACGCGAGCCAUGCGAAUGCAGGGUCAGGGGAGCUACCAUGGUGGCUUUGGGUAUUUUAUAAGUUUUGAUAUACGCCGUUUGUAUAGCCGAAUUACAUUAAUAAGGCACGUACGGCUUGGCUUUGGUAGCGCUUCCCUGAGAGUAACUUUAUUACAUAUUUGACUCGUCAUAUCAUGGAUUUAUCGUAUGUAAAAGAAUGAAAGAAAAAGGAAACAAUUGUUAUGCUUGCUAGCUAAACUAUAAAGAAAAUAUAACGACUAUAAAUAUAUGUAAAAGAAAUAAUAUUAACAAUGCAUGCAAAGCAAUGUAUCAAAUCGCAUACUCUAUAAAAACGUAGAACGUAUUUACAAUACACAUUCUGUUCACUGCCACUGGCUCUUCCUCGAGACUACCGACACGCAAAUGUCCAUAUUAUUGAGAUUUUAGACGAUAUAACGUAAUUGCAAAAAUAAAACAGACUCCAUAUCCAACGAAACCUUCUGUAUUACGUGGGUUCGUCAAAACCCAAAUCGAGGAACAAGAACAUAAAUCUUUUGUAUUCAAUAAUAAAGGCAGAGCAACGUACAUACCUUU